AUGUCUGUAUUUGCUAAGGCCGCUAAUGGCAUUACCGCUGCUUUGCAAAAAGAAGAUAUAAUUGGUGAUUUAUUUCCAACAAGAGCAAUCUCUUCAACUUUCGUUCCAGAAGGUUCUUUAUUAGUUGAUUAUACCACUCCAAACACAACUGUUUCAUUAGGUAAUAUUUUACCAACUGAAACAACCCAAGAUGUCCCAACUUUUUUCUACAAACCUUUCGAUACAGUUGAUACUUCUUCUCUUUAUACUCUUGUAAUGACAGAUCCUGAUGCUCCAUCCCGUACUGACAAAAAAUAUUCAGAAUAUUGUCAUUAUGUAGUUACGGAUAUUAAAUUCUCAAACGCUAAUGAAGGUGGUAAAAUUGUACCAGGUAAAGAUAAUGUUGAAUUACAUAGUUAUAUUGGUCCUGGUCCACCAAAGGGUACUGGUUUACAUCGUUAUAUCUUUUUAUUAUUAAAACAAGAUCCAAAUGUUAAACAAUUUUCUGAUAUUAAGGAAAGAUUUAACUGGGGUUAUGGUAUUCCAGGUGUAGGUAUUGAACGUUGGGCUAAUGAAAACAAUUUAACAUUAAUCACUUCAAAUUAUUUCUUAGCUGAAAAUAAAUAA
Messenger RNA from Maudiozyma saulgeensis, 606 nucleotides. The record is from the annotation of a GenBank genome assembly. Lineage: Eukaryota; Fungi; Ascomycota; Saccharomycetes; Saccharomycetales; Saccharomycetaceae.